AUAGCAUUGAAAAUACGAGCUAGAUCGCUCCCGUUAUAAUAGACAGGUGGUGCUCGAGGUCAUCAAGUCAUGGUUCAUCUCGUCAGGAUAUCAGGGAUCAUCACCUUAUGUGCAGGAGUCCAAGCUAGUCUCUUGGACCCUCGCCAGGACAUUCAAACGGCAGCGACGACCACGACAGAUGGCACGCCGACCAUCACGUCAUUAGCAGACCUACCGGAUAUCUCGGCUCCUGCUCAGAUCGGUCUGAUCAUGCCGAAUCCGGACAAUCCAGUGUAUGUCGGCGUGAUAUACACGUUCGGAUUUGUCGACCCCACUCCCGGACCGCCUGAAGCUCAGGAUGGCGUCCUGCGUCAAGUCACCCCUCUCAUAAAUUUUCCCAAUUAUACCACCUCGGUCUUUCCUCCUUACUCUUCCUUAUCUACGGACCCUGCCGACCAUGUGAACGAUACGCAGCUGGAAGAUACGCCGGGAGCAGGGUGGUGCAGCGUGGAUCUGGCCCCGAGGGUACGGACAUUCGACUUCGAGUUCGUCAUGACCGGAUGGCAUAUGUUUGUGGUCAACACUACCUGGGCGAGACCGACUAUCAACGGUGCUGACCCAUCCCAGAACUGCACAUUACCUUACCUCGGCCUGUACUCUUUCUUCGCGACCCAGACCCUCAAGGUGCUUGCCGUGCCUGAAGGCCAAUCUCCUACAGCUCCGACACCAGCUUUCACGUUGCUGAAAGACCUGGAUUGGAGGACACCUGGAGAGUUGCCUCUUGAAAAGAAGGAGAGUACGAGCCAGAAGAAGACGAUCGCUGUGUUAGCGGCACUGGGGGCAUUCGCUUUGGUCGGAGCUAUGGCGACAUUCAUCUGGCUAGAAAGGCGGAAGAAGAAAGCCGAGAUCGAGGCCAUCGCCAUUUCCCGUCUACCUCCCGAAGAACGAGCCGCCUUCCUCACUCCCCAAGACUAUACCAAUGCCGAUCCGAGGAACGUCUUUCCAGCCGAGAUGAGGUAUGCUGGGGUAGCUCGUGAUCCGGUACAUCCGUCCCACCUCAUCCCGGUGGGACAAGUACGGAGGCAAGAGUUUGGGUAUGAUCCGAGGACUGGAUCGGGUGGUGGAGUUCCCAUGGGUUCGGUUGGCUGGAGAGGGGCUUGGGAUCGGGCAAUGGGUCGGGGUGGUUACUGAGUCUUGCGGAAGUUGGGGAAGAACAGGAUUGUAAUGGACUAGGUUU
Messenger RNA from Filobasidium floriforme, 1216 nucleotides. RefSeq lists its product as uncharacterized. The record is from RefSeq and is a predicted model, not a curated record. NCBI's taxonomy places the organism in Eukaryota, Fungi, Basidiomycota, Tremellomycetes, Filobasidiales, Filobasidiaceae. The transcript is spliced from 5 exons. Bases 70 to 1170 code for a protein of 366 amino acids.